UUGGUGAGAGGAGAUCCGAGGAGCGGAUGUGGUUAGGAAGAACAAGUAAUGGGACUGAUCCCAAAGGAAUAACUUUUUUUUUCCCCCAAAUUUCCUGUUCGGCCAGUUUGAUGUGUCUUAAUUCACAAACGCUCCGAAAUCUUCAGCCGUAGGUCUCUAACCCAGAAACAUGCGAUGUCCGAUCGGUGGUCAGUCAUGGGGAAGACUGUCGACCUGACAGCUGACCAGCAGAAAGUCAUCAAAAGAUCCUUUAAACCAUGUGAAGUUUGCUGCCUUGCUGUGAAGAGUUAAUGGCCCCAGCCCUGACCAAGAUCUUGAGAAAUGACCACGGCAUUCACCUCUCCUCUCCUCCUACCUCCGUCAGAGUGGACUCGGAUGCUAGUGCUGUCAUGUGCACUGUUGAGCUUGAGCCACAUGUGAGAUCCACAGAUGAUGGGGAUCUGCAGAAAAUCAGUUUGAAUCUUUGCUCGCUUGGCUGUCUUGACCCUGUUGACCCCCCUGCAAACCGUGAGCCUUUCACACGUGGCCCUACAUCUUGCAGUCAGAGUGACAAGGUGGCCCAGCCUGCUCCAGGCUCACUUGUCAGCUUCCCCUGCUUCGGUAAAUGCCAGAGAGAAUCUCAACAAGUGGCCACAGUCUUCCCAGGUGCAUCAGGCAUGUUUGUAAUUCCUCUUCCAGAGCACAAUAGCCAAGAGGCUUUGCUGCUGCAUGGACAAAGUGUUCAGUCUGAAUGUGGGCCAUAUGGUGGUGACGUGCGCCCCUCCUCUCUUAUCCUUCCCAGUGUUUGUCCCUCCUAUUCCCAAGGCGAGGAAACAUCUCAGAAUCUCACUUCCAUGUAUGCAACCCAGCCCACAAUGAUGUAUGAGGAAAUAGAGUGGAUGCUUGGUCCUGCUCCCACUGCAGCUCUAAGGCAGCUUGGUACUAGCUUUGUAAACCCUGACCAGCUGCAGUCAAGAAACCUGCUAGUGGAUGCAACCAAAGAACAGCUCUCCAAACACGUGGAGCUUCAGGGCAGAGCUUGUAGGUUGCAAAGGAGACUUCAAGCCCUGCUGGGAGAGCACGCUUUGAAACACUGCAGCCAACAGCUGGAGGGUUUAAAAAACCAUUUUCAGCUUAAAGAUGUGCCUCUUGACAGUCUGGACUCUGUUACGCCUCCACAAAAUUGUGGAAAUCCCUAUUUUUCUUGGGAAGACUCGAUCUCAGCCUCGCCCUUCUUUGGAGAGGUGGCAGAUUUUUGCGAAUCCAACCAGAUGGUGCUUAGAAGACUACAGGAGGCCUUGGACUCGGAGGCCACAGGCAGCAGCAGCUCUGACGAGUCAGAGGAGGACAUGCUUUUACCUUUCAGCAGUAGCAGCAGCAGUGAGAUGCAGUGGCUAGAAGAAAGAGCAGAGCUGAGCAGCAGAUGGAUCUGGCUGCAGCUUCGUCUGUCUGAGCUGGAUGGGAGAAUAGAGCAGCUGCUGGAACUCCACAAAAACAUACGCUCGACCAAGGGCAGCGUGGUGCUUGCGCCAUCCCAGCCGCUGACUGACAGGCAGAUUCAGCAGAGCCUAAUGAGAGAAAUGGCCGGCCUGUCCUGCACAGCCUCAGAUGCAGAUGGAGAGCCCUGCAGUCCCACACGCCUGCUGUACAACAUAGAGAGACAGAGUGCCCAGCUCAACCAGAUUGUUAACAGUCUGAUGCCUCCCCUGAGCUUUUCACCUCUCUCUAAACAGCCCUCAAAGGAAAGCAGAACCUUAGCCAGUACUCAUGGAGGAGAUUAUGUUUUUCUAACUGGGACCUCUAAGAGAAGGAGAAGAAGGCUCUUCAGAGUUGAUGGAUCAUAUGUGUGCGCCCGCACCCGGCCUAUGAUCACAUGCCAAAAGCGCAGAUUGUACUCUUUCACCUCCUGCAACACCACCAGUUCACCGAAAUCAAGACAGUCUAUAUCUGCUCUCGUCUCCAACUGUAGCUCUUGUGAUUCUGCUUGUUUGUGCCCUGAACCUGAAUGCAGCUCCAGGUCAAGACUUCAGCCUCUGGUGCCACUGUCCUCUGGCGGUACUAUGAGCCAUCACUUUCAGAAGAUCAUGGCCAGAGAAGAAUGGGUUCAGAGACCUUUAAUUAUCAAUUCUAAACAGCUCAGUCCACUAAACUACAGGAGAAUCAGCUCCACACCAAGACACAACAGUAGGAAACGCAAGCAACAUGUGCGGCGUAGUAAAAGGGGAGUUUUGGGUCUGUCACCAAUCAGGUCAUCAGGAUCUGCUUGGAGUCAGUGCAGGCGAUCCAAUCAGAGAAAAAGGAAGAGAGGACGCCUCUGCAGACUGACUAAAGAAGAUCAGGAUGUCCUGUACCAACUCUGUGAUCUUGGAGACGGUUCGAACGACAUGCUGGAGGAAAACCUUGGGCAGUUCACGCUCAGCCGGGCCACACAGGGCUUUCUUCGCAAACACCGUAGAGGCCGUGUGUACAACAUCAAUGACAUUGUCAUUCCUGUGCCACUUUCUAAGGUGGAAAAGCCUCAGUACAAAGACAUCCUGACACCCAGUUGGCGUGUAAUCGACGUCCAGGGUUUGACGGCUACAAAGGCUGACGAGGAUCAGAAGAUGGAGGAUCUCAGUGAUGAAGUCUUUGCUCGGAGGCACCUUGCUUUGGAGCAGAAGGAGAAGCGGCGCUGGUCAUCCUGGGAUAAGAGGAUGACAUCCUGCAGACGUCCUACAAGAUCUGGUAGCAGGCUAUCGAGCAGUGCCGGUGGGAUGUGCACAUCAGGAGAGGAGGGCUCUGAGGAGUGGAAUUGUGCUCAGCUGGAUUCUGAUGAGCAGCCGUGGUCGGAAGAGCAGAUGCCUCAGGCACCUUGGGAGUCCCGAGUCUUUCCUCUGGAUGAGCAUGAGGAAGCCGCUCUGCUUUCUGGUGAAGUGAAAAUCCCAUCUAGGUGGACAGAAUCCAGCUGUCUUUCUCUCUCAUCAAAGCCCUUCAACUCCCAUCUGUCUCCACCUCAGUCAGCCUGUACUACGCUGCCCUCUUCAGGACAAAAUAAGAGCUGUGCGUCGAGUGGCAGCUGAGGUUACCUCUAUAGCUUUCCCCACAUCAGGGACCACGAGCCAAAAGAAGUCCACAGGAAACCUUCACUGGGGUACUGCAUACAGUCAAUGAAAAUGUUUCAUUUAAUGUGAUAAACUCAAUACUUCGAUGCAAAUGUCAUUAUUUCGUAUUGUGAGGUGUGUCACAGUUGUCUUAACUGACCACUGUGACUCUUGGCUCGGUUUUUAAUGUAAAUGCGAGGCUGUCUGUAAUGUAAUAUAGAGCAAUAUCUGAUUUGUAUUUAGUUUACAGUUGUCACACGCUAUUUAUUCUCAAAGUUGUCUCACAAAAAUGUACAGAUGUAAAGACCUAAGUAGACACAUUUAUUUAUAUAAUCUUUGAUUGUUUUUAUAUGUUUUGAUUUUCAUAUGUGCUGUCUUAUUUUUUAAUGAAAACAGUAAAUGUCGUCAUUGGCAAACA
Molecule: messenger RNA, 3477 nt
Organism: Girardinichthys multiradiatus
Lineage: Eukaryota; Metazoa; Chordata; Actinopteri; Cyprinodontiformes; Goodeidae
Gene: kansl1l
Product: KAT8 regulatory NSL complex subunit 1-like
Exons: 17
Coding region: 291-3038 (915 amino acids)
Cellular component (GO): NSL complex
Molecular function (GO): histone acetyltransferase binding
Source: RefSeq, a predicted model, not a curated record